Messenger RNA from Pyrus x bretschneideri (Chinese white pear), 2285 nucleotides. RefSeq names its product scarecrow-like protein 15. Gene Ontology annotation, cellular component: nucleus. Gene Ontology annotation, biological process: regulation of DNA-templated transcription. The record is from RefSeq and is a predicted model, not a curated record. Gene Ontology annotation, molecular function: sequence-specific DNA binding; DNA-binding transcription factor activity. NCBI's taxonomy places the organism in Eukaryota, Viridiplantae, Streptophyta, Magnoliopsida, Rosales, Rosaceae.
UGCAAAGACUUGAGCAAGAAGCUUCAAAGAGAUUAAAAGCCUCCCUCUGACCACUCGUCAUCCCUGUCUGUCAUGUAUGACAUUUCCACACAACUUUACCUUAUAUUAUGCCAUUGCGCGCCAUUGCCAUCCCACUACCACCACCAUGCACACACGCAAAGAUAAAAAGCCUUCAAUCAUCACCACCAAAAGCCCCCCUUACCCCUCGAUCCCUUCCCAUUCCCUCUUCCCCUCAACCAAAAUCACAGCUUUCUAAAUAAGCCAGUCACAAAAAAGAAAAAAAAAAGGCCUUCUAAAUACGCCAUGAGAGUGCCCGUUUCUUCUCCACUCAGCAACAACGACAACCAAUCUCCCAAGCACAACCCCCAGAGUAAUAACCCAAGUGUCAACUUUCACCUCGGUAUUUCGAGCCUAGGGGGCUACGAGCCCACCUCGGUUCUCGACCUCCGUCAAAGCCCCAGCCCCGUCUCCGCCGAAAAACCCUCAAAAUCGGGCAUCUCCAACGUGCUGUCCCACUCGAACCAUGAUCCUCUCGAGUGGGAGGACGAGCAAGUCCUGCACAACUUGGACUGGGACUCAAUUAUGAGGGACUUCGGAUUGCACGACGACAACGUCCCAAAUCUCAAGACUUCAAUCCCACAAUUGAAUGCAAACGAUCCUCAGAUUUCGGAGUACCCGCAUCCUCAGCAGUUCGAUCCCACCCAGCUCGUCCACUCCGAUUACGACAUCAAUCUCUCCGAAGUGUAUUCCUCCCAGAAUUGUUACGACCAUGUGACGAACGACUUCCAUCCAUCGGGCAACUGGAACGUAGGGCUUGAUUUCAUCGAGGAGUUAAUCCGCGCCGCUGACUGUUUCGACACGGAAGAGUUGCAACUCGCCCAGGUGAUCCUAGACCGUUUGAACCACAGGCUGCGAUCCUCCUCCCCGUCGAAACCCGUUGGGAAGCCACUCCAGCGCGCCGCAGUUUAUUUCAAGGACGCUCUUCAGUCCCUCCUCAACGGCUCAGACACCGCGGCGCGCGAGUUCACUUCCUGGGCCGACAUCGUCCAGACGAUCCGCGCCCACAAGGGCUUUUCAGGAAUUUCGCCCGUCCCGAUGUUCUCUCACUUCACGACAAACCAGGCCCUACUCGAAGCCCUCAACGGCUCCGCCUUCAUCCACGUCAUCGACUUCGACAUCGGCCUGGGCGGCCAGUACGCUUCCCUAAUGAAAGAGCUCGCUGAGAAAGCUGACGUGGCAAGCCGAAAUAAUGGCAAUCCGGUCCCACCGGUGCUUCGCAUAACCGCCGUCGUGCCCGAGGAGUACGCUGUCGAGACCCGGCUGAUUCGGGAGAACCUGUCCCAGUUCGCUCAGGAACUCAAGAUUAGGUUCCAGGUCGAGUUCGUCCCCCUCCGUACGUUCGAUAUGAUGUCGUUCAAGGCCGUCAAGUUCAUGGACGGAGAGAAGACGGCGGUUCUUCUGUCUCCAUACAUCCUCCGCCGUCUCAGCUCCCAGAACAACAUCUCCGGUUUUCUCGGCAACAUGCGCCGCGUGUCGCCAAGCGUCGUUGUGUUCGUCGACGGGGAGGGGAUGGGGGAUGCCGGAACAACUUCAUUCCGGAGGAACUUCAUCUCUGGCCUCGAGUUCUUCUCAAUCAUGCUGGAGUCGCUAGACGCGUCGGUGGCGGCUUCCAGCGACGUGGUGAAGAAGAUUGAGACGUAUUUGCUGCGGCCGAAGAUUCAGGCGACAGUGGAGGCGGCAGGGAGGCGGAUUCCGCCGUGGAGGAUAUUUCAGGGGGCGGGGAUGAGGGCGGUGGAGCUGAGCCAGUUUGCGGACUUUCAGGCCCAGUGCUUGUUGGGGAAGGUCCAGGUCAGGGGAUUCCACGUGGCGAAACGGCAGGCCGAGUUGGUGCUUUGCUGGCACGAUAGGGCCCUGGUUGCCACGUCCGCAUGGAGGUGUAAUUAGAGGAGCUAAUUAACAUCAGCAGCGAGCUAGAAAACUAGCUAAUAUCUAUUAAGUAGCCUAUACUCUUAACCAUUGGGGUUUGGGGUGUAAUUAUGUGUUAAGUGUUAAGGUAAUGAUCCCGGCCGACCAAUUUGUUUUGUUGGGUUUGGGAGUAGUUUUGCUGUUUUGGUGUAUGUUUGGUUCUCGUUGGUUUUCGUUUUGUAACUCGUUUUUUUUUUUUUUUUUUGGGAAGAAACAUAAAAGUGAAGCUACGUAAAUUAUUUGAAAUUGUCCCAUGGAUCACAUUUCCUUGUACAUAAUUAAGUUCUUUUAGUUCCUUUCACGUAGAAGUUAAUUGCCCA